GACCUGCGCCUCGCGGGCGGCCACGGGCACUUCGUGGUCGUCGCCGGCGUGGCCCCCGCGGGGCGCGCGCGCCAGAGCGGCGUGGUGGUCGGGCUUCCGCGUGGUCCGCCUCAACGGCGGACCUGGAGCCCAUGGGAGCUGUGCCGCGCGCCGACCAUGUCGGCCCAGGAGCUGCUGCAAGCGCUGCCCCCGUACGCGCACGGGGGCGGGGUGACCCUAGACCUGAUCAACCCGCAGCCGACGUGCCACGGGGUGCCCACGCUGGGCGACCUGGCCGCCCGGAGGCCGCUGCGGCUGCCGGCGCUGCUGAGCUGAGGGCCGGGCCUCCUCGCCCUCGCCUCGCUCCCCGACCUAACUCUUGCGUGCAGCCGACUCUCCAGCUCGUCGUCUCCCGCGUGGUGCGCAGCGGGGCCACGGCGGCGACGGGGUGGCUUUCCGAGGAGAGGCGGGGGCCCUCCUCGAGGCCCUCCCCGCCUUCUCUGGGAGGCCCCUCCCGGAGUGGCCUCGUGGACCACGUCCGAGCCGUGCGCGCCGCAGGACCCUCGGCACCGCUCGGACGUGCGCACUUUUUCCCAAGCAUCCUGUGGUGCUGGGUCCUCGUUUUGAAGGAACAGCGCCCCGCGUCUCCUCCUCUCCUCCUCCUCCUCAUCCCGCCUGCAGCACAGCACCCGGCCGCCUCCCAAGGCCGCCCCAUCCCGCGCUCUGCAGCUGCCCCCCCCCCCUUGGUGUGCGCGCGCGCGGCCGGGGCGAGGCCGGAGCGCGGGGGACGAA
Prorocentrum cordatum is the source of this 771-nucleotide messenger RNA. Lineage: Eukaryota; Dinophyceae; Prorocentrales; Prorocentraceae. The record is from the annotation of a GenBank genome assembly.